Naumovozyma castellii is the source of this 489-nucleotide messenger RNA. RefSeq lists its product as uncharacterized. The transcript has a single exon. The record is from RefSeq and is a predicted model, not a curated record. Bases 1 to 489 code for a protein of 162 amino acids. NCBI's taxonomy places the organism in Eukaryota, Fungi, Ascomycota, Saccharomycetes, Saccharomycetales, Saccharomycetaceae.
AUGAGGAGAUGGAUCACCAAAACGCGCUGCAUUGCACUUCUCCUCUUUUCUCUUACCAAUCUACCACCAGAACACUGCCGCAGAAGAAGAAGUCGGUCACGGAACGUAAUCGUGCUUCUUCUCCUAGAGAGGAGAUCUUCCUUUUCCUACAGAAGUGGUAUGAACGCACAAGAAAAAUCUUCUACAGAGAAAACAACGUACAAAGUUUUCUCCGUCCAUCAUCACAUUCCUCUCCUCUUUGCAUCUCAAAGAAAGUGUUCCUCUUUGCAUUUGCCACCUUUCCUUUGCAUUGUUGAUUGUUAUCGGUCGACCUUUUGUUUUUUUGUCUAUUUUUUUUGUGAUUAUGCAGAUUCAUUGAUGAGGGUAGAGAAAGUUUACUGCAUAUCACACCAAAUUUGCAGAAUGUUGCUCAAAGGUUUACUUAGCAUGACAAAUCUUUGCCUUCAUUCCGGUUGUUCUAUCCACCUAGAUCAAAGCCUCAUUGUAUAA